Daucus carota subsp. sativus is the source of this 965-nucleotide messenger RNA. RefSeq lists its product as uncharacterized. The record is from RefSeq and is a predicted model, not a curated record. Lineage: Eukaryota; Viridiplantae; Streptophyta; Magnoliopsida; Apiales; Apiaceae. The coding region runs from base 77 to 907 and encodes 276 amino acids. The transcript is spliced from 3 exons. Gene Ontology annotation, cellular component: plant-type vacuole. Gene Ontology annotation, molecular function: ubiquitin protein ligase activity. Gene Ontology annotation, biological process: protein ubiquitination; ubiquitin-dependent protein catabolic process.
AGAAAGCACUAUAAAUCAUAACACACCAUAUAUACGCCAACAGCAACAUCAAGCAAGUAAACACGAGCACCAAAUCAUGAGCCACGGAAUUGGCACCAACAAUUCAGUGACGAACCAGAGGUAUAGGCAGGAUGGAGACUCCAGACGGUUAUAUGGUGGUGCCUUGUAUGCUCCCAUCAGCAAUGAAAUGAACGACUUGUCGUUGAUUCCACAUUCACUUCCUUUUGGGCAUAGUCCGAAUACUAUAGGAGCUAUCAAUCGUUGGAUUGCCAACCAGGAUAGAGGAGCAAGAACAGAACCUUCUAACUCGAUCAGGAGGCCUGUUGGCGCAGCCACACUACACUCACACUCACCAGUGAGAAUCAUAGUCCUCGGCAAUGUCAUGGCCACAGACAUGUUCCCGGGAAUGAUUCCAGAAUCUUCUCCGUGGUUUCCAGCCACUCCCCCGCGAGAUCAUUUCCCCUUUCCUGCACAAGAACAGUCAAUUUUGUCCCCGGAAGAGCAAGAAGCAGCUCUGAAAAAGCUGAAGAGGGAAAUCUAUAACCCUGCAGCCAAAAAGAUAAUGCGAAGCUUAAGUCUGUAUUAUCGCGAAAAAAAUGUCAACAACAAUGCAAGUACAAAGGAAAAAGAGGCAGAUGAAGAUGGGAAGAACUGUGCAAUAUGCUUAGAAGAGUUUGAACCUCGGCAAAUGGUGAUGCUCACUCCGUGUAAUCAUAUGUUCCACGAAGAGUGCAUUGUCCCGUGGGUGAAGAGCCACGGACAAUGUCCAGUUUGCAGGUUUGCUAUUUGCGAAAGAAUUAAAAACCGAACAACUAUAGCUUCAAACACUAACAACGUAAAUGUUGGCAAUUCAUCGCCAGGGGAUGUUAUGUCCAUCAUAAGAGCAAUGGAACAAGCAUAUUUAUGAACAAUUGAACAUAUAUAAUAAGAUCCUCAAUGUAGCACCAUGGCUACUGAAUUACUUC